Messenger RNA from Cooperia oncophora, 345 nucleotides. The record is from the annotation of a GenBank genome assembly. Lineage: Eukaryota; Metazoa; Nematoda; Chromadorea; Rhabditida; Trichostrongylidae.
AUGCCAAUGGUGAUCGCCACGCUGACACUGUCUGUGAUUGGUGUACUUGGAAAUGCUAUGGUGAUUCUGGCCACCAUAAUGUCACCAUCGCUGAAAAGCCGUUGUAAUAUUCUGAUUUGUAUUCUCGCAAUCUCUGAUUUCUUCGUUUGUGUCUAUCUGGUUGAAUUGCGUAUAUUGAUGCUUCAAAAGUGGUAUUUUCGUCCAAAUAUUGAUUGCUUCAUCUACAGUUUAUGUGGCUUGUUCGCGCUCAAUGUACAAGCCGGAAUGGGUCUUAUGUUAGGAGUGGAUCGACUGUUAGCUGUUUCACUUCCAGUAAAGUACGUUGUUUGGUUGACUGUACUUUAA